AUUUGUUAUUAUUGUUGUUGUUUUUUCCUCCAGUGACGCGUCUGUUCUUUAAUUUUAAUACACUUCAGUAGUUUCUUACUGUUAAACUAUUUUUAUUUUGUAGAUUUAAUGGAUGAAAGAUGUAUUAUGGAUUUAUGAACAGAGACCAUAAGGUAGCUAAAAUCUGAUGAAGUUUUAACCCUACAUUUUCGUGCCCAGUGAUGGAUAUCUUAUAAAUUAAGAUAAAUGCAAAUGAGGAUAUAGAAAGUUUAAGCUGCUUAAAAAUGCAGGAGAAUAUUAUUUAGGAGUUAUUUUACUUAGAUUUGUUUUAUAAAGAGAUAAGUAAAGAAAGAGAAUGGGUGCUGUGAAUAGUUGUUGUAUUCCACGAAAGAGUGGUAUCGAAUCUGGAGGUGGGAGCAGGAAAUCGAAAAGUUUACGUUCACAUCGUCGCCAACUUAGUGCCACGUUUAACAUGACUGUACUUGACGAAGAGAAUGAUGCUAUGAUCAAGAACCAAAUUGAUAUAAAUGUGGCGACGGAAGAGGAGCUUAUGACGUUACCUGGAAUUAAUCGAGCUACCGCAAAACAAAUUAUCGAUUAUCGAAAACAGAUUCGUGGAUUUAGGCGUGUAGAGGAUUUAGCUCUUGUGUCCGGUGUUGGUGCCGCUAGGUUAGAAGCUAUACGGAAUGAAAUAUGUGUUAAAAGAAGUAACGGCUCAAAUGGAAGUAGUAAAAACUCACCAGAAAGUGGUAGAAACAAUAUCAAAGAUGCCAACUCAGUUAAAAUUAUCAAUCUUAAUACAUCCAAUGUGUUUCAGUUAAUGAAAGUCAAAGGUAUUGGUCAAACUUUAGCUGAAAACAUAGUUACGUACAGAGACAAAAAAGGGCCUUUUACAAGUAUAGACGAUUUAAUUAAAGUGAAAGGAAUUGGGCAGCAUGUACUCAGUGCAAUAAAACCACAAUUAACAUUAGACGAAAAUGUUGUAGCGGAUAGUUUAUCAUAUUCUUCAUCUAAAAAAUCAUCAAACUACAAUAACAGUGCAAUACCUAGUAGAAAUUCAGACACUUCUUUCAAUUCGGAGAACCUUUCAAUUAACCCAUCUAAUGAUUACACGAAAGGUUCGUUAGAGAAUUUAUUGAACACUUUAGGACCGUUUUCAGAAAAGCCAGUCAGACCUAUUGUGGAUUUUCCAAGUUUUAAGUGCAAUAAUAGAAAUGCUUUGAAAAUCGCUUCUUGGAAUUUACAAUGUUUUUCUGAGGAGAAGGCUGAUAACCCGGGCGUUAGAGAUGUCGUCUGCAUGACGAUUUUGGAGAAUGGGUUGAGUAUAGUGGCAAUACAAGAGUUAGCUGAUCAAAAUGCUUUACAAAAGAUCUGUGAUGAGAUGAAUUCACCAACACUACCAAAUAUACAGAAGUGGGCAGGGCAUAGAGGAAAAUGGAAGUGUGUAGUGUCAGAAGCUACUGGCAGAAUGCACAUGAGCAACGAAUUUAAUGGAUUCUUGUAUGACGAGUCUCAGGGUAUAUCUGUAAUAAGUUCCUGUCUUCUGGCAAAGACGAAAAAACAGAAACCAUUUACACGAAGACCUUUUAUUGCUACAUUCAAGAUAAAACGAUUUGACUGUGCAAUAGUAAGUGUACACCUUAAAGCAACAGGUCUGGCUAAUGAAGAUUUAGGUCGACUACAAGCAGAAAUAGACAAGAUCUCAAACCUUGUUGAAGCUAUACAAGAACAACUACCUGAUGAGAAGGACAUUAUUAUACUUGGAGAUUUUAACCUAGCACCAAAUACUGAUGAUUUCAAUGAUUUACGUAACCUAGGUUACCAUAAUUGUAUCAGUGAUGGAGUGUACACUAACAUUAGUGAUGCUAACUUAAAAGGCAGCAAGACGUAUGAUAAUAUAUGGAUCUCGAAACAAACCAAGCAAGUCUUUACAGGAAACAGUGAUGUUAUUCGAGAAGGACUCUCAAGUCCCUGGAUUCCGAAAGGCUGGACAUGGGGUGGGGUGGUCAGUGACCAUUGUCCUGUCUGGGCUCAGAUCUAUACCAGCAAAGAUCUUGACUCUGGUGAUCUCAAGAUAGGGCCAGAAGCUAUAAGAUUUGCUCUAGGCAACGAAUAAAUUUUUGCUAAAAUUCUUACCCGUCGAAAAUUCAAUAUAUAUUGCCAAAUGACUGUAUAUAUACAUUGUACAUAAACAAAAAAGCUAUUUAUUUCUUGCCCAUUUUUUUUCCUUAGUGAUUUUACUCUUAAUUUUUAAUUAUUUCAUUUUUGAAAUACCUUCACUUUAUACAAAAUGAGCUUAUAUAGAAUGUUCAUUUGAUAAAUAUAACAUAAUUGUAUUUAAGUUUAAUUUAAAAUUAUGUUAGAAAUUAAAUUAAAUGUUAGGAUUAAAAGGUAUUUUUUAUAUUGCCAGCAAUUUUCCUAGACCGACAUAAGUGGUUGAAUUUAUGUAAUGUAGUUUCCAAGUCUAACAAGUUGUUGUUUUUUUUUUGUUUUUUUCUGUCCUUUUCAAAACAAUGAAUAUGCACUCAACUUUAAAAACCCACUUGUCGUAUUUUGAUUAUUUUAAAAUAGAAUAUGGUAAAAUAUUUUUUAUUAAAGUUGAAAAAAAAAUAUAGCCAUCAGCUGUGGAAUUUUAUUUUAAUUUAUGUGUUACUUAUUUUAAUUUUGAUUGAAAUACAAAACUGAAUGAAAUAAUAAUGAAUGAUUUAAAAUUGUGUAUUACAAAUUUCUUAAUCAUGAAUUGUCAUUUAAAAUACAAGGAAAGAUACUUGAGAAAUUUAUCAAUAAAUUGUUACAUAAAUCCAUCAUUAAGCGAGGACUUUGUAAAACAGUUGUAUUUCAAGUAAAAUAAAGAAUAAAAUACAUCAGUUUCUGGCCAUCUUUUUUAUUGUUACUUAUUUCAUUAUGAAUAUAAAAUCAUUUUUCAUUGCCCAAGAAAUAUAUAGAAUAUUUUUAUCAAAAUUAUUUUCUACCUGAAAUACUACCAUUUUAGAACCUAGAUAGGGGUGUUCUUCAGAUCAAAAACUAUGAUUUUAAUAGUUGAUCCAGAAAUGUGCUUUCUUUAUUUGUAUAUCAGAAUUAUUUGUAAACAUUUGCCAGUACCAGUACCUACUAGCUUGCUUAAAUUUUUACAUUUAUGAUAGUUUUAGAUAUGACCACAAUGUGUAUACAUGUAUAAUGAUUUUCCUUUACUUAUUUUGUAAAGUCAGGAUAUUUUACAGAUUAAAAAAAAUAAACAACAACAAUAAAUUCCAUGAUGAAAAGUUGUUUAAACUGUUAUUUUAAUUGUGGAUUUAACUAAAACAGAAGAUGUUAUAUGUGUAUUCAGUACAUUUUGAUUGGAAAAUUUAUUUGGAAAGUUACUCAGGAAAAAGAUUUUAUCCAUGGUUAUGUUUUUAAAUGUUUUAUUACUGGGAAUAUAUUCAGAUAAAUUUGUGAGAAUUUUUUUUUAUAAAUAGAUGGUGUGAUGAGAGUCAGGGGAUGUGGAUGGGGCAACUGACAUAAUUAUAUGUAUAAGAAAAAGAACCGGUCCCUAUCAUUCUGAUAUUGACAUUCUCUUAAAAAAUCCACAGUCGUUGUCUGUGUUCAAACACCCAGAAAGUAUAAUCAGACUUCAAAACCGAGUUCCAAAAAGAAAAGAAAGGGGUUUGACAUUGAUAAAAACAAGAACACUGACAAUGUUAAAUGGAAGACCCAGUUUGAAGACAGAGUAAUAAUAAAAAUAGUAAUGCUUAAUUAUUUCAACAAAAUUUAUUUUUUUUAUUAUUUGAAAAAAUUAUCUGUAUUUUGUACUUACUAAAUGCAAUGUCAAAAAUUUAUGAACAGUCUUGGAUUUUAAGUGUUACGUUUUAGAAAUUAUUUUUAAAUAUAAAAGUGUGGAUUUACUAGACUGAUUAAAUUUAGCCAAUUUACCAUAGUAAAUGUGUUACGAUUCAUUUGAAAUACUGCAAUUUUAUUGGACAAAAAAUAUUUUUCAAACACUUAAUUAUAUUUAUUUGCUAUGAAUCAAAUAUUAUAUUGAUAUUGAAUCAAAUACGGAAAUAAUUUUUGUGUUUUUGUACACUACCACUUUAUGAAAUAAUUACUAUGUAAUAAUUCUUUUAUGUUUUAUAUUUGACCAUUUUAUGAUAGACAAUGUGAUAUUUUAUAUUUUAUUUUAAUGACAUAUUUUUUGGAAUGGAUACUUUAUAUUAACCAUUGGCUCCACUUAUGGACAUUUUUGUAAAUUUAAUCCAAAUCUAUAUAUAUAGCUGUAUCAGAUGUACCUGAAUUAUUCAGGAAGCUUUGUUUUAAUCAUAGAAGAAUAUACUUUAUCUAAGCUCUACAAUUUUUACAUUGACAUUAAGUUAUUUUUUCUAGCAAUUUCAUGUUAAUUUCAUGUUUUGUUACUCAGACAGUCAUUCAAAACAAUGCAAGAUAAUUUUAUCAGAUUUCUGAAUAUUUUGAAACAAAAAAUUGAGCCGCGUCACGACAAAACCAACAUAGUGUUUGCGGCCAGCAUGGAUCCAGACCAGCCUGCACAUCCACAUAGUCUGAUCAGGAUCCAUGCUGUUCGCUAUUAGUUUCUCUACUUGUUAUAGUUGGUAAGCGAACAGCAUGGAUCCUGAUCAGUCUGUGCGGAUGUGCAGGCUGGUCUGGAUCCAUGCUGGUCGCAAACGCACUAUGUUGGUUUUGUCGUGACGCGGCUCAAAUAUUCUGAUCCUUGAUCAUGUAAAGCAUUUUUCUCAAUUACAUUUAUAGGUUAUCUCCCGUUGAAUAAUUUUUCUUGUUCUAUGGCCAGUAAGGAUUUCUUUAAAUUUUGAAUAAAUUCAAGAUUAUAAAGUAACAUUGUAUUCUCAGUCUUUUUGGGAAAAGGACAAUAUAUUUUGAGAUUUAUACAUUAAUUUUAACUAUUUUGUAUGCGAUUGAACAAAUUUGUUGGAUGAUCACAAAUUUCAACAGAUCAAAUAAUUUCUGAUCAAAGUAUUUUAGUAGAUGUGCUUAUAAUAUGUGUUCAUUAUUGUUUGUAUGAUAUAAGCUUAACUAAGAUUGCAAGGUGCUUGAUUUAAGAAUGAUUUAAAUUCAUGUGUACAUGUGUAUUAAUUUAUACAGUCACAAAACAUGUGACUAAAGUUAAGCUAAUGACAAAUUCAGAGUUGGUCAGUCAAAGAAGUUAUGAAUGAUUGAUUGAAUUUCAAACACAAUUUAACUGGUUUAUUUAUUUUUUAUUUACAAAUCAGUUGGUAAAUUCAAUAGUUGACAGGCAUUUUCUUUGUCGUUAGUUUUGUAAAUGAUGAUCUCUGAAUCAUGUGUUGGUUAUAUUUAAAUUGCCUACCAGUCAAUAGCCGAUUGUCAUUUAUCACCAGAACACCAUUGAGUAUACAUUAGUUUUAUUUUAACUUUGAAAGCAUAUAUUUAUAUGUCAAAGCAUUCUAUCCAACUGGUAUCAAAGAGACUAUAAACUGAGUUAAAGCUGCACGCCUCCAGAUGAGCCAAAAUAUUUCUUUAAAAAAAUGUAUUAAGAUCUUAAGAAAAGUAAAACGAUUUUUUUUUUCAAUAUUUAAUUAAUUUUAUACAUGUAAAGUGCCAUUAAUGCAGUAUUAAUCACUAUAAUUUUACUGCGUUACUAAUGCAGUAAGAGGUAUUUAUAAAUAUUUUGACCUCUUUUUGGUAAUUUACGUGGAUUGUAAGUGCAGUUUGCAAUGUGUAAAUUACUUUCUUUGUUCACUUCACAAUAUUUUACUUUUGAAUACAUUUUCAAAAAAUUUCAUGAAAAUUAGAAUGGAUCUGGAGGCAUGCUGCUUUAAAUCCACGUGACUAGAGAGAAUGCGAGAGCAUAUUACACUACAGUAUAUACAUAUAUAUUAUAAUGGGAGAUUAAAGUGUGAAUUAAAAAAAUAGCUCACAUCAUACAUUAUAUUAUUUGAUAUUUUCUCUUUUUUUUUGCUUACCUGCUGCAAAUGACUUAAUAGAAAAAUCAUCAAUAAUUUAUUCCAUUUAUGUUACAAUGUUUUAAGAGGUGUAAAUGAAAAUCAAUUUACUAUCAUGUUUUAUAGACAUCUGUUAGAAUACAUUAUGUCAUGUUUUGUCACAAUGAUUGAAUCAAUGCAAUGAAAUCAAUAAAUGGAUAUUAAGAUAAA
Messenger RNA from Ruditapes philippinarum (Manila clam), 6098 nucleotides. Its product is annotated as endonuclease/exonuclease/phosphatase family domain-containing protein 1-like. Gene Ontology annotation, biological process: DNA repair. NCBI's taxonomy places the organism in Eukaryota, Metazoa, Mollusca, Bivalvia, Venerida, Veneridae. The transcript has 9 exons. Gene Ontology annotation, molecular function: DNA binding; catalytic activity. Bases 335 to 2095 code for a protein of 586 amino acids. The record is from RefSeq and is a predicted model, not a curated record. Gene Ontology annotation, cellular component: plasma membrane.